UCCUGAAGUGCUGCAGCGAGGGAGGACUGCAUCGAAAAAAACUCUGUGUCGUGCGCUGACAAUUACCUCUGAUCCUCUUCUAUAGUUUGCAAAAAAAACAAAAAAAAAAAAAACCCACAAGAACAUUUUUGUUUGCUCCAUAAAGCCAAAGCGGAGUCAGAUGCAAUGGGCAACUAUCAGCCCAGUUCACUCUUCUCGCCAUAAAUGACGCCUGGCCAAUGAUUGCCACAACCUUUGUGGGUUAUCUCCUGUGGUGACUGCAGACUCAAGAGUUUUCUUCCCCGCUGCAUCUGGACACCCACUGAUUUCACCAUUCCUGCAAUUCUCCCGCCAGCGCACACUCAACCCUCUUGCCCCUCUUCCCUCUUCCUUCUGCUUGUACAGUAAGUAUCCUCUUAACCCCUGUGAAGACCUACUGGUGGAGCCAGAAUGGAGGACACUUACAAUAACAGGACUUCCCUGGCUAAGGGGGCCAAGGACAUGGUCAAGGAAGCCAAGCGGCAUGCGGCAAAGAAAGUCAACAAGGCGGUGGACCGCGCUGCAGACGGGUACUCAUCCCACCACAACUACAGCCGAUUCCAGGAUGAGGAGGAGGAAGAUGAGGAUUUCUACCGGAACCCGCCGAGGCAGGAUGGAGAGGGCUACCAUGACAACGAGGAGGGCUCCAGUGAUGCAACAGAGGGCCAUGAUGAUGAGGAUGAGAUCUACGAGGGCGAGUACCAGGGGAUCCCCUCAGCAGGAGAUAAGAAGCAAAAGGAGGGCCAGGUGGCACUGGGGCAACCGGUGUCAGAUGCUGCAAGGGACCGUAAGGGGCUGGAGCAGGAGAGACAGGCUGACGAGGAGGAGCUGGCCCAGCAGUACGAGCUGAUCAUCCAGGAGUGUGGCCAUGGGAGGUUCCAGUGGCAGCUGUUCCUGGUGCUCGGCCUGGCACUCAUGUCGGAUGGGGUGGAAGUUUUCGUGGUGGGCUUUGUGCUGCCCAGCGCAGAGACAGACAUGUGUGUGCCCAACUCCAGCUCAGGAUGGCUCGGCAGUAUUGUUUACUUGGGGAUGAUGGUUGGAGCGUUCUUCUGGGGAGGGAUGUCUGACAAAGUGGGCCGCAGACAGUGCCUCCUCAUUUGCAUGUCCACCAAUGGUUUCUUCGCCUUCCUUUCGUCUUUUGUCCAGGGAUACGGUCUCUUCCUCCUGUGCCGUCUCAUCGCAGGCUUCGGGAUAGGAGGCGCUGUGCCCAUCGUGUUCUCCUUCUUUGCGGAGGUGUUGUCCAGAGAGAAAAGAGGAGAACACCUCAGCUGGUUAUGCAUGUUCUGGAUGAUUGGAGAAAUCUAUGCAUCUGCCAUGGCCUGGGCCAUCAUACCACACUAUGGUUGGAGUUUCAGUAUGGGCUCAGCAUACCAGUUUCACAGCUGGAGGGUGUUUGUGGUUGUCUGUGCCCUGCCCUGUGUGUGUGCUGUGGUGGCACUUACCUUCAUGCCUGAGAGUCCCAGGUUCUACCUUGAGGUGGGGAAGCAUGAUGAAGCCUGGAUGAUCCUCAAACAGAUCCAUGACACCAACAUGAGAGCGCGUGGGCAACCGGAGAAAGUCUUCACUGUAAACAGGAUCAAGAUCCCCAAACAGCUGGAUGAAUUGGUGGAAAUGAAUACAGAGUCUGGCAACCCAGUUUCCAAGUUCUUCUUUAGGAUAAAGGCUGAAAUACAUGGGAUCUACGUGAAUCUCAUGAAGUCCUUCAACUACCCCAUGCGAGAGAACAUGAUGCGACUUGCCAUAGUGUGGUUCACGCUGUCGUUCGGGUAUUAUGGUCUGUCAGUCUGGUUCCCCGAUGUCAUCAAACACCUUCAGGCAGAUGAAUAUGCCUCCAAAGUGAAGCUACACAACAACGAACGCAUUGAAGACUUCACUUUCAACUUCACCCUGGAGAACCAGAUACACAAAAAUGGCCUCUUCAUCAACGACAGAUUCAUCAGUAUGAAGCUGAAAUCCGUCACCUUCAUCGACUCUACCUUUCGUAACUGCUACUUUGACGAUGUGACAUCGGUGGGCUCCUUCUUCCGUAACUGUACUUUCAUUGAUGCUUUCUUCUUCAACACAGACAUCGAUGACUCCAAGUUGAUAGAUGGCACAGAGGUGGUCAACAGCACGUUCACUCACAACAAGACAGGGUGCCAGAUGACGUUUGACGAUGACUACAGCGCCUACUGGGUUUACUUCAUCAACUUCCUGGGGACUCUGGCUGUUCUGCCCGGCAACAUCGUGUCCGCCCUUCUCAUGGACAAAAUCGGGCGUCUGUCCAUGUUAGGUGGCUCCAUGGUCCUUUCAGGCAUAAGCUGUUUCUUCUUGUGGUUCGGCACCAGUGAGUCCAUGAUGAUUUUCAUGUUGUGCCUUUACAACGGUCUGAGCAUCUCUGCCUGGAACUCCCUGGAUGUGGUCACGACUGAGUCAUUUCCUACUGUCAGGAGAGGAACAGGCUUUGGGUUCUGCAACGCUCUGUGUAAGAUGGCUGCAGUCUUGGGGAACCUGAUCUUUGGUUCGCUCGUCGGCAUCACAAAGGCCAUCCCCAUCCUCAUGGCCUCGUCUGUGCUCGUCGGGGGAGGCCUGGUUGCACUCCGUUUGCCCGACACCAGGGCGAAUGUCCUCAUGUAACACCAGCCUGGCGUUCAUCAGCUGGGAUAAAACCUGGAUAAAUCCUGGGUGAAUCCGAGAGGAAGCCCGGGAAGUGUUGAGCAAGGAGUGCAAACGGCUUGGUUCAAACAUAUCUUAACACUUUCAAUCACAUUUUGCUAACAUACCUUAGAUAAAGCUGGAUAGCAACCCACACAUGGUGUGUUUUACUUUCAUCACACAGAUCCAAACCACUAGAUUCAUCGUUAGUCAACAGCUCAGCCUUUUUGUGAAUGUAUUGUCUGGAGAUUUCACAUGACUGAGCUGAGAGUUUGCACUGGUUUUGGUACUGAGACUUUGGUAGAGUUUUGUUCAGUGACUGAUCGCUCCCUCCAGCUGCAGUCAUAACCUUGUGUAGAAUCACUGCAUGGUUAAAAAACAAGGCUUUUAAUAUUGAUACAGUCUUAUUAAGACGAGCCAGAUGGGGAGAAAAGUGAAAAACAAGCUGUAAUGAGCACAGCCAACCUUCUGUGUGACAACGCAGGGAAUAGAUGAUCAGACAGAGCGGACACACGACACAGCUGUAUGACAGCUGGCUUGUCCACAAGACUCAUGUACACAGGCCAUGUUGUAGACAGCAUGCAGAAAGUGUACACAAACACAUAAAAAGCCACACAUAGAUACGCUUCAUGUGCAAACACAUGUCCUAAAAUAGACACUUUCUACAUUUGCACCAUACUGAACACACAAUGCUGUUCUUUGCUCAACAUGACAUUUGCUCAGACAUCUGCAACCUUUUCAAAAUAGAUAACUCAUGUAUGACGCCAAGCCCUUUGUAUUACCUACCCAACCAAGAAUCAAAAAGGCCAUAUUGAAACACUGUACCAAUAACUGUAUGGUAUGCUGAAUCUGAGGCUGCUAAUUUGAGUUUCUGCUUAUGCUUUGUGUUAUUGUCAAAGUUGGAAUGAUGGAUUAUUCGUGUCAUCCAAAUGUUGUUCAAUCAGGUCCCCAUCCACGUGUUGUGUUAUUGUACAAAGGAUCUCCGAUGAGUUCUCCUCCUGAUUUAGCUUUGUGUCGGAUCUCGCUCGUGGCAGUGACGUAGAUAAUGACAUGUCAUGCUGCUUCCUUUUAAAAAUACUGAAUGGCCUUUUUUAAAUGUGCCUCUCCUUAACUGGAGCAGUCUGCCCAUAGUCGUGUGGUGUCUAAAGGUUAUAAGGAACAGACUUAAACUGGAUAGGAAGUUAAAAGAUAAAAUAAUCAUGCCAUUUGUGUGUGUGUAUGAGUGUGUGUGUAUAUAUAUAUAUAUAUAUAUAUAUAUAUAUAUAUAUAUAUAUAUGGGAUAUGUGGCCAAUACAGUAUUUUACUAGGGUGUGAAUUCAUUUUUGAACUAAACCCUUUUUAUUUUUAUUCUAUUUUAUUUUUUAAUAAAGCUUUUAUUUUGGUGCGAUAAGCCUAAUCUCCUCUUCCAAUAUGAAUCAUAUGAUCAAAUGGUGUGAAUACGAAGUAAUAAUGUACAUAACAACCUCUUUAUGAGGAAUAAUUGGUGCCACACAUGAUGAAAAUGUCUCCUACGGAAAAAGUUUUGACCUUUCUUUCUUCUUAAAAAAAAAAUUAUUUUGGAGAACUUCAUAACUGAAUGAUAAAUUUGAGCUUUGUCAUUUUCAUUUCUUUGACUUACCAUUUUUUUUCCUAUUAUCUAAUUUUGCCAUAAUCCCACACUUGAAAUCCAGACCUACCUUGUACAAGUUAUUAUGUAUCUUGUCUUUCAACAUUGGAACCUCAACAUCUUCUGCUAAACAUAAUGAUAAUAAGACCAUGUUACUAUUUUCGAAGUGUUAAAAUGAAGUGAUACUGACAAUGUAUAUAUAUAUAUAUAUAUAUAUAUAUAUAUAUGUAUGUACACACAGUUCAGUUGCUCUCAGUCCUAUUUCUUUUUGUCUCCGUGGAUCGUACAGUCCUCCUGCUUUUCUCUGUAUUUGUGGUAUCUGUGAUUGCAGCGUAGAGGUAGUUUGCCCUUGCACUGCGCUUGGCUCUGUCAAGACUACUUAGCAGCAACAACAACAACAACAUCAACAACAACAAUAGGGUUCCAAAGUUGAAUUGUACAUGUGCAUCCAUUUCCAUGGACCCAACUAUUUCAGCUGGAAAUAUACAUCAUGAAGUGUGCUGCUAUUGUGCAACAGAUAUUUUUUGACAUCAUAGUUUAAAUAUUUUUGAAACAAAAGUAUAGCAUACAGAUUCUAAAUAAAUGCACUGAUAUAAAAAGAGGUGUCAAUCCAAUGCUACAUCAGUGGCAAGAAUAACAGGGGGAUUGAUCUGUAUGUUUCUAGAUGAGUUAAAACCUUCAUGAGCUGCAGACUGGGAGAAAUUAUAUCACCCGUUAUGUGUGAGGUAAUUGGGGUGUUGCUUAUAUGUACUGUAUUUUUGUGUGUGCGCGCCCGUGUGUGUAUAUGAGAGAGUACUGUGUGUGUGUGUGUGUGUGUGUGUGUGUUGGACUGUGUGUGGAUGCAUGAGUGUAAAUAAUGUAAAUAUCAAAGCUGAUAUUGGUGAACUUCUGGGUUAUAUGUGUAAAAGCUCCUUGAUGGACUCAUGUGUCUCCUGCUUUGUCCAAGCGAUAGGUCCAUCUGCCUGUAUCUCUGUUGUACAUCUAUGUGUGUCCUCGGCUUUAAGCCCCUGUUCACCUGCUACUCUGUGUGUGCGUGUGUGUGUGCUCAAACUUGCAUGUAUGUAAGAAAACUUCUGUUCUUUUGUGCUCAACUUUGUGUUCUUACUGUAAAUUCUUCUGGCGGAAAUUGAUGGCAAUAUUAUGAUUUUUUUGUUGAGGAAAAAUGUGAAUGUAUCACUCUUGUAAGUUCUGUUCAUCCAUUUUAUGGAGGUAAUCGAAUUAUGUGGAGAAUAAAGUCAGUGUAUGUUAUCGUGAAGGGUCUGCCAGUCAUAGGAUGACUGAGCUGUAUGUUCAGAGGUCUGUAAGAGUGAAAAUAUGUGAAGAAAUAUGACGGAUAAUGUUAGAAACUGGAAAGGCAGGGAUUGCA
This is a messenger RNA of Epinephelus fuscoguttatus (brown-marbled grouper), 5624 nucleotides long. It is a transcript of the gene sv2ca, whose product is annotated as synaptic vesicle glycoprotein 2Ca. The record is from RefSeq and is a predicted model, not a curated record. The coding region runs from base 430 to 2634 and encodes 734 amino acids. Gene Ontology annotation, biological process: transmembrane transport; chemical synaptic transmission. NCBI's taxonomy places the organism in Eukaryota, Metazoa, Chordata, Actinopteri, Perciformes, Serranidae. The transcript is spliced from 13 exons. Gene Ontology annotation, molecular function: transmembrane transporter activity. Gene Ontology annotation, cellular component: membrane.